UUAUAGAAGCAGAAACGUCAAAAAUUGUUGUCAAACAUAACCUUAAUAUUCCAAGCUACAAACCGGAAUUGGUCGUCUUUGUUGUUAUUUCUCGUUUUGAAAUAAAAUAAGUGACAAAAAUGAAAGAAAAUAAUGGAGAAGUGGAUACAAGAAACGUUGUUAAGAACCGAGAGUUGCUGUAUCGGAUGAUCAUAAGUCAAUUAUAUUAUGAUGGAUUUCAACCGAUAGCUGCAACUCUUGCUGCGGCUGUGCAUGCUGAUCCACCAUGCCCGCCGAGUGACAGAUUAUUGAAUCUGAUGAUGGUGGGUCUCCAAAAUGAACCUGACAGAAAAGACCGCCUGGCUGCUACAAGCGUGGCGGAGCACCUGCUUGGGACUACUGGUUUUGAUCUUGAGUAUGAGAUGGACGCCUCAUCACUAGCGCCGGAGCCAGCAACGUAUGAGACUGCUUAUGUGACGUCACACAAGAUGGCAUGUCGCGCCGGCGCAUUCAGUUCCUGCGGACAGCUUGUUGCCACUGGCAGUGUGGACGCUAGUAUUAAGAUCUUGGACGUGGAGCGCAUGUUAGCUAAGUCGGCGCCUGAGGAGGUGGACCCUGGACGUGAACAGCAAGGACAUCCAGUUAUAAGGACAUUGUACGAUCAUACAGAUGAAAUAACUGCUUUGGACUUUCACCCACGCGAGCAGAUUCUCGUGUCGGCAUCGCGGGACUGUUGCAUCAAACUGUUUGACAUCACAAAGGCUUCAGCGAAAAAGGCUUACAAAUCUAUUACAGAUGCAGAGCCAGUGCUCUGCGUGGCGUUCCAUCCCUUGGGCGACCACAUCAUAGCUUCCACCACUCACCCAGUGAUCCGGCUGUAUGACGUCACCACCAGCCAAUGUUUCGUAUGUCCAAUACCGUCUCAUCAUCAUAAGAAGCAAGUUAAUUCCAUUAAGUUUUCCCCGAAUGGCAAGUACUUCGCGAGCGGCAGCGCGGACGGGUCGGUGAAGCUGUGGGACACCGUGUCCAACCGCUGCUUUAACACUUUCAUCAACGCGCACGAGGGGGCCGAGGUCUGCUCCGUCGCGUUCACCAGGAAUAGCAAGUAUCUUCUAACAUCUGGAUUGGACUCGUCUAUAAAACUGUGGGAGCUGGCCAGCAGCAGAUGUCUCAUACAAUACACUGGAGCGGGCACCACUGGCAAGCAAGACCACCACGCCCAAGCAGUGUUCAACCACACGGAAGACUACGUGAUGUUCCCGGACGAGGCGACCACGUCGCUGUGCACGUGGCACUCCCGCAGCGCCAGUCGGUGCCAGCUGAUGUCACUCGGCCACAACGGUGCCGUCAGAUACAUAGUCCAUUCCGGGACCGCCCCAGCGUUCUUAACUUGCAGCGAUGACUACAGAGCAAGAUUUUGGUACAGGAGGAACACGCAUUAAGAAUUUGACGAGUGACUUCGAUUUAUUAUAUCUACCACAUUUUAAGAGCUAAAAUAAAGAUUUUUUUCAAAUUCA
Manduca sexta (tobacco hornworm) is the source of this 1496-nucleotide messenger RNA. It is a transcript of the gene CstF50, whose product is annotated as cleavage stimulation factor subunit 1. The record is from RefSeq and is a predicted model, not a curated record. Gene Ontology annotation, biological process: mRNA 3'-end processing. Gene Ontology annotation, molecular function: protein binding; RNA binding. Gene Ontology annotation, cellular component: mRNA cleavage stimulating factor complex. NCBI's taxonomy places the organism in Eukaryota, Metazoa, Arthropoda, Insecta, Lepidoptera, Sphingidae.